AUGCGGUGCGAUGCGAUGCGAUGCGAUGCGAUGCGAUGCGAUGCGGUGCGGCCGCCGGGGAUGUUUGGGUGGUGUGGUGUGGUGUGGUGUGGUGGUAGUGGUGGUGAGGCGAAUAGGAAGGAGAGCGUGAGGGCACGUGGUUCGAGCAGGGCAGCGAUGGUGGUAGAGACAGGUUGUGUGAUGAUGAUAGGUGUUGGUGGUGGUGGUGAUGAUGGUGGUUGCGGCGGCGGCGGCGGCGUGUCGGUGGCGGCCUACUGCGGCUGCUGCUGCUGUUGCUGCUGCUGCUGCUGCUGCGGCGCCGGCGGCGGCUGGACGGCCCUGCGGUGGCGGCCCGGCGCCGACGCCUGGGCAACCAUGUCGCGAAUGCGGCGCUGCGCCGAC
Iphiclides podalirius (scarce swallowtail) is the source of this 381-nucleotide messenger RNA. The record is from the annotation of a GenBank genome assembly. NCBI's taxonomy places the organism in Eukaryota, Metazoa, Arthropoda, Insecta, Lepidoptera, Papilionidae.